UUACAUUCACAAUUUGGUUUCAUUAUUAAUUAUGUUACUGUAAUUAGAAUUGUUUCCAUUUAUUUUAGUCUAAUUAGAUUAGCUGUAGACUAAUUCGUUUCUCUUGGAAUUGAUUGUAUUCUAAACCUUAUUGGAAAUUCAUCUGAACCUAUUGGUCUUCAUUUCUUAACCUUCUUAUUUUUGGUUUCGCCAAUUUUUACACUUCAGAGCCUCAUUUCCAUCAAUAAUCAUUUGGUUUUACAAAUGACCAUUCAGCUGAUUUAAGAUCAAUCCUUUUGAGUAUUUUUUUCAUUUUGUAUAAAUUUUUUAAUAUUUUCUGUUUUUCUAAAUCAAUUUUUUAAUUUAUCAGACCUACUGAUUAUGGGAAAAUCAGUCGGAAGGAGUCGAGGCAGAAGCCGAAGUCCACCAGGUCGAGGACCAUACGGUAGACCCUCUAGAUUUGGUAGUGGCUCUCGAUCUCCCACAAGAGGACGAUUUGAUGGACCACGACAAUCAAGAUUUGACAGUCCCUCAAGAUUUGAUGGACCACCACAUGGUCGUUUCGAUGGACCUCCAUCAAGAUUUGACGGCCCUAUGAUGCCAGGUCGAUUUGACGGACCACCUCAUGGUAGAUUUGAUGGACCUCCAAAGUCACGAUUCGAUGGACCACCACAAUCACGUUUUGAUGGACCACCUCCUCCAUUUGACCUACCUGGACCAGGAUUAGAAGUUCCACCUCCACCACCUUUACCAGAAGGACCAGGAAAUGAUAUCGAGAUUAUUGUCGUCAAUAGAGAGCAAUGGCGCUACGCUGAAAUGAUCGAGAAAAGAUUGAAAGAGGAAACUCCAGUCAAGUUUAUUGAUUUACUUUUUCUUCAUUCUCCGCAACACAUUUCAAUGACUCUGAGCGAUCUUUUUGAAAGACGAACUCUUUAUGCGAUCGUAGUUACACCCGCCAAUGAAGAAAAAAGAUCCUGCACAUUACACGUUCUUCACAAUCAAGAGGAGCAUCGUAAUAUUCCCAUUGAAGAAGCUUUACCAUUGAUUUCACGAGAUUUCGCCGCUUACACCGGACAACCAGCAGCUCCGCCGAUGGGUGAAAACUAUCGUGAACCCUUUGAGGUGCCAAAACAAUCUGAAGUUCCCAAUUACAGUAGUGUUACUGGUUCGAUACCAUUGUUUCCAGCAGCAGCGGCAGUAGUGGCCACUUCCAAUUCCUCAUCCAAUGGCUCCAAUUUAAACAAAAAUCAAACUAAUAUUCCACCAACAAAAACUACCAGUUCGGGAGCUACUUCUGAUAAACGGCUCCCUGAUGAUAUUGCUUCUCUUUUACGAAUUAUUCUUAGUGAAGGAGGUAUACAAUUUUUAAGCCUUCCCCAGAUUGACUCCAUCAUUGAUUAUUUCAAACGUGAACGAGAUCGGUUAACCUCUUCUGCACCUUCAACAACGCGACGUGUUAACCCCACAUCAUCGGGAUCAGAUUAUCAAUCUGCCACCGGGGUUUCGGGCUAUUCUUCAACAGCAACAUCUUCAACCACUAUUGGGUCAACUUUACACUCUACUGAUCCAAAUAAAUUGUUAGAAAAUCCUCAGGUUAAAGCAGCUCUUAACUCAUUACUUCAAAUUGGAGCCAUUUCAAGUGGCUCAGGUAGUAAUGUUAUCUCAGGUGUUUCUGCCUCAGGUACCGGUAAUUUAACCGGUGGGAUUUCAACAAGCUCAUAUUCAACAAGUAACUCAUAUAAUACACCAUCUUAUCUGAGUACCUCAUCUUCAAAUACUGUUUCCCAACCCUCAUCCUCUAUGCCCAUUCAUUUUCCCAAUUCAACACAACCCGUUUCAUCCUACCAACAACCUUCAUUAUUACCCUCAACCGGAUCAGUAAAUCAACAACAACAACAACAGCAACAGCAACAACAACAACCUCGUAGGCAUCCGCUCAUGGGUACAGAAUUAUCUGGACCAAUGGGAGCCUCAGGUUACUCUUCCUACGGGAUGAGAAAUAAUAUUAACUCCAAUAUUCCAAGUAAUCGUGGUUAUUCAACAGGGUCGCGAUUCUAAUAAUCAUGAUUCUAAAUGAUGUUGAACGAGUGGAGUAAAUUGUUGAAAGAAAACAAUUUUCAACUGUGAAGGGGAAGUAACAUUGAAAUAGUCAAACAUCAUCAUCAUCAUCAUCAUCAUCGUAUUGAAACAAAACGAGAAAACCAUAUUUGGAAAAAUAAUAUAAAUUGAUUUACAUCCUGAUCUACAUUUAAUUUUUAUCUCUCUUUCUCUCUGAAUUUAAUCAUUUACUCAUUUUGAUUUUUUCAUCAUCGGCUUCAAAAUGAGAGAGGAAAAAGAAAUAGCCGAUGCAAGGAAAACCCAAAGAAGAUGAGGAUGAGAGAGAGAGAGAGAGAAGGGAAAAAUGAUCAGAAUGAAAAAGACUGAAUGAUGUAAGAGAUAUGGAUUAUUCCCUCGAUAAAUCUUCUAUUUCUGAUCUGGAUUAUGUUCUAUUCUUGGUUUCAUCUUCUAUUACUUACGAAAACAAGUUGAAUCAACUUAAUCAGUUGUGAGAAUAUUUUUUACCACAAUUACCAACAAAGCAUGAGAAUUAAUCAACUUUUUGACCUUUUUUUUCUUGGCGACUGCAAAGGUCCAUUUAACAAUCAUUGGAGUUUAAUUGUAGUACAAAAUCAUUACUAUCGAAUAAAAUUAAUCACCAUUAAUUCAUCAUUUA
Molecule: messenger RNA, 2692 nt
Organism: Panonychus citri (citrus red mite)
Lineage: Eukaryota; Metazoa; Arthropoda; Arachnida; Trombidiformes; Tetranychidae
Gene: Neos
Product: nuclear receptor coactivator 5-like
Exons: 8
Coding region: 361-2037 (558 amino acids)
Source: RefSeq, a predicted model, not a curated record